CAGUAUGGAGCUCAGGACACUUCCUCUAAUGCUCUUGCUGAUUUCAAACAUCCAUCCCGGACAAACUCAAGAGAGACUAAAGGCUGUAGUGAAGACAGAGCCAGGCAUACAUGAAACCGUCACUGUCAGAUGUGAAAUACCAGGAGAUGCAGACGACUGGACAUACAGCUGGUUUAGAGACGGAUCAUCUCGGCCCUUUAGCUCUGACAGAGAAUUCAGCUUCGAAACUGGUGUAUCUCACAGACGCAGCAGCGUCACCUGUAGAGGAGAGAGAAGAAGUGAUGGACAGAAGUCAGAGAUCAGUGACGCUGUUAAACUGAAUCUAUGUGAGUCUGAUCCUCUUCACUGCAGAAAUAAGUUACACUGAGAAGUGAUGACGUGAUAAGAAGGG
Molecule: messenger RNA, 391 nt
Organism: Rhinichthys klamathensis goyatoka
Lineage: Eukaryota; Metazoa; Chordata; Actinopteri; Cypriniformes; Leuciscidae
Exons: 3
Coding region: 5-367 (120 amino acids)
Source: RefSeq, a predicted model, not a curated record